Bicyclus anynana (squinting bush brown) is the source of this 1941-nucleotide messenger RNA. Its product is annotated as cyclin-dependent kinases regulatory subunit. Gene Ontology annotation, biological process: regulation of mitotic cell cycle. NCBI's taxonomy places the organism in Eukaryota, Metazoa, Arthropoda, Insecta, Lepidoptera, Nymphalidae. The record is from RefSeq and is a predicted model, not a curated record. Gene Ontology annotation, molecular function: histone binding; ubiquitin binding; cyclin-dependent protein serine/threonine kinase activator activity. Gene Ontology annotation, cellular component: SCF ubiquitin ligase complex; cyclin-dependent protein kinase holoenzyme complex. Bases 100 to 348 code for a protein of 82 amino acids. The transcript is spliced from 3 exons.
UUUUUCUAAUAAAUAAUCUGUGAAGUGUGAAAUUAAUUGUUUGGUACGUACGGUACGUACGGUAUUACUUUCAAACUUUCAAAAAUUCAAAAUUGAAACAUGAAAAAAUAUUUAUUACAUUAUUCAACAAAUUAUUACGACCCUGUAUACGAAUAUAAGGAUGUCAGGGUGCCCUUGACAAUGCUGAAACGGGUGCCUAGGGACCGUCUGAUGACAGAGGAGGAGUGGCGACGCCUCGGUAUUAAGCUGGAACAUGGAUGGGAGCACUAUAUGAUAUACUGUCGAGAGCCACACAUCCUGCUGUUUAGGCGCAAGAAGACAGAAGGUGAUGAGAAGAAUGAUGUAUAGUUAGCAAAUUUCCAUUUAAACACUACAGGUAUCCACCCUGUACAGUCAUAUUUGUUUAGAUAUAAAAAUUGGCCAAAUGUGUGUCUGGCCAUGCACAAUUUAGGAAAGGAUUAUAGUUGUUAAGUAAUAACAAAACCCACCACUCAAAUUAACAACAGAACCCCACUUUGUGUUUGGCCUAAAACAAUGUUUGCCAGUUUGUACUUCUUGAUAUAGCUUUUUAGUCAAAAACCCACCAUUAGAAUUAUUAUUUCAAAAUUACUAUUGAGAUAUUAUUUGAGUUGUUAACUUUGAUUAUAGAAGACAUACCUUAUUAUUUUAAUUUAAACUUGUAAACAUAAAACUUUAAGCUAGAUUUAUAUGCAAAAGAACUAUUUCUGUUGAUUUAUUAAGAUAGAGUUAAGUGACCAAAUUUACUUUUUAAGGAUAGUAUUAUGUGUGCCACUAUUGGACAAAUUUGUGUCUUGGGACCAUAAAAAUUGUGAUUUUUGAGCUGUGUAUAUUUAACAGCUACUAUAUUAUUAUGUUUCAGAGAUAUAAAGAGUUUAUAAGGUUAUAUCUCUUUGUGGAUAUAUCAGUUUGUUAUAGAUGUUCAUGUACGAUAGUCAUUUAAUGUAGAAGUAUUAUUAAGAGAAAAAGAAAAGCUUUUUUUGAUCUCCAACUUCUGUUUUAUAUUAAAAGAAUACACUAUGAACUGUUGUACGGUUAAUUCAUAGUUUAUUGUUAAGUAUAUUGAAAGCCUUUGUUAGUCUGCCUAUAGUGUAUUCUUAUUACUAACUAUCAUUAGUUUAUUUUAUUAUAUAGGGUUUAACUUCUGAACUCCAUUAAAAUAAUAUGUUCCUUUAUGAUUAUUAAGUCUUAUCAAAGUGAUAUAUCUCUUUGAGAAUAUAUUAGUUUGAUAAGCAUGUUCGUGUAAGAUUAGUCAAGUGUUAUUAGGUGGUUAAAAGAAAAGCGGCUGUUGAAAAAAGGAGGAGGUUACUCAAUUCCACCGUAUAUAUAUUUUUUUAUAUUGAAAGAUUAUGAAUGUGAGUUGAUAGUUUACUAUCAAGUUCAUUUUGAUAUUAAAUUUAUAUUUUAAAAGGCUUUGCCACAAUGUAAUUUGAGGACUGUAUUCUGUAAUUUUUAAAAAAGAAUCUACAUAUAGUGUAAUCUUUCAUAAAGUGUCUAUCUUGAGAAUAGAUUAUGAUUAGUUUAUGGGUAUACCAACUAUCUCUUUAACUAGAUUUAAGAGUCGGUACGGAGUACCUUACAUGCAUGUUUAUUUACAAAAAGAAGCUUGUAAAGAUGUGUUGCUCUAUUUCAAAAAAGUAAAAAAAAAAACUUUAGGAAACAAGCUUUUUAGGAAUGUGUUAAAAUAAAUGAAAAAGAGUUUUACUCAAAAUUUUAAAUUUACAUAUAAAGUUAUUACAUAAUUUAUAUGGUAUAAAAGCUUGUCGCGAGCUUUUAGUUCUUGUACUUCCUUAGUUUGAAAAUUUUCAUGUUCAAAUAUAAUUAUAUUAUAAAAGUAUAAUAUAAACACGUAUAUUUGAAGUCUGCUUCGAAAUUGAGUUGCAAGCUUUCUUUGUCAGAAAAUACACAUAUAUUUUUUUCUUA